AUGGAGGUGAGUGUGGAUCGAGUCACAGGCACGCCGUCAUGUGUGGUGGACCCUCUAUCGGUAUCACGAAUCGGUUUCUUAUGCGAAGGCCAAAUUGAACCACAUGAUUGUAUGAUUUCACUCUUAGACGGAGAUGGUGGCGUCGUGAAGCCUCCUAGGCCACGUUUAUAUUGGAAAUUUGUGCACCAUAGGCCUUGGGUUGUAGCGCAAUAUUUUGAUAAAUUGGCAGUACGACCAUUCUAUGGUGAAUGUAGGUGUAUAGAUCCUCAAACAAGUAGGCUGAAGGCCAGGAUUGAAAUGCGUUCAAAAACCGACUAUGUCUGUGACAUUGCCAGCAUGAUCUUCCGAAACCGAUUACGACCAAUCCGUGGCCCGUGGUGUUCGGCGGUGCUUCAUCCUGGUAGCACCUUGACUAUAAAGAUUCCAACGCAGCCUGUGAACUCGGUUUCGAUUGACGUUGAUUCCGACGGAGAUAUCUCCGAAGAUGUCUCGAAUGUGCCAUUCUCUCAACUGCCAUCCGCCUAUGAAUACGAAUCGGAAUUCCUGCCGAAGGACCUAACUACUCUGCGGCAGCGAGUGAAACAUUAUGACUUCGAGAGUUACGACGAAAGAUUUUACAAAGAGGUCUUGGCUGGCGAUGCUAUUGAGCUGGAUCUUUCCCAAAUGUCACGUGGUGAGAUCAAACUAAUUUACAAUGCGAACAAACCUCUUGCAUUAAAAUAUGGCACAAAUUCCUUCUGCUAUUAUUGGAAAUUGGCAUCUACGAACCCGAAUAUUUUGGAUAAGAUUUUUGCUCCUGUUGUUGUAUCCUUUGCGUAUAAUCAUCGAUACAUAUUGCGUGGCUGUGACCGAAUGCAAAGGGGUGUCUUUGAUCCAGAAAUUAGCAGGAAGUAUUGCUCAAUUAAAUUAAUGGGAAGUGGUAUAGGGAAUAUAUACGAGUGUUCAUUACAAGUGAUUACUGAUGCUGCGAAUGCCGGCAUCUACUGUGGACCUGAUGAGGAACUGUUGCCUAACAACUGUAACUCCGUGAUGUACGAUCUACAAUCGAAUAGUGUUGUACCGUACCCUGCAUUCAUUCGUAAGACAUCGGCUCACUACUUUCGAGGAUUUCAAGAUUUACAAUUUCUAUUCAGGAGCUAUGUCCCAAUUAGUUACGCGUGUAUGUGCGUGGAUAAACGCGGAUACGAAUCGUCGAGGCUUGUGUUAGGAUCCAAUAAUGAAGUAACACAUGCGUACGAAGUAAACCGUAGAACGCUGUUUGAUACGUUGCUCCCAUACAUAUCGCUGCCUUGGCAGAAGGUCGUACUGUUAACAGAAGAAUCCAAUUCAUCAAUGAUGGUUGAUCUGCAUAAACCACGCAUGCAUUCCGUCGAACUUGACGUGGGAACAACGUUGUUAUUGCGUUGUGAACUUGUUUUCGACGUUCCUAGCCCUGUCAAUAAUGAAAUAAAUUUGGUGACAUGGCUCCCAACUCAAGUCGAUGAAUUUCAUUAUAGUAUCCAUCAUACGUUCCACGGGAGCAAGCUUAUUAGGACAUCACGCGAGGCCGUGAUGGUCAGUGCAAAAGGUGGAUUGCAAGCCGUUUUCCGUAAAUAUUUGGAAGGAGCCGUGUAUCAAACACUAAAGAUAACGUCGCGUAGAAACGCUGUGAUAAUCUCCAAAGACCCAACUAAUACUAAACGCGUACCUUUAGCUUUCGUCUGCGGUAAGGCACCUGAGCAGUCGAGUUUAUCAAGCGUAAAUGGUGAAGGUUCCACGUCAGGCGCAUCUGGAGACGCCAAUUUACAGAAUACCAAAUUGUCAGACGAACACAAUUGGCACGUCGUUGUGGUGAACGUCGAGACCACUGACCCGUACAUGCAAGGCUGCGGAGUCACAUAUGCGUCAGAUGAGUUGUUCAAGCCCGAGACACCCAAACUCUACGACGCUGACGGAAGAGAAAUUGGUUGCAAGAUAGACCUUCAAGCCGCUAAGGAAGCCGCAUUCUACUGCCCAGUACCGUACGUCCUGGACCCACCCAAUUGCUUUAACAAUGUCUUUGUUGACGGCAUAGUGAAAAAAGUAAACAAUCUCAGCAAGUCGUUGGAAGCAUCGCGCACUAAUCACUUUGUGACGCUAGCAUUCAAGAGCAAACUGGUAGGGCGGGGGGAAACGCUGCGCCAGACGCCGCCGUUGGAGUGCCGGUGCGUCACUCUCAAAGGUGUCACCCUCUCUACCAUCCAGGUUGAGAACUACUACGCCAAGGAAUGA
Molecule: messenger RNA, 2250 nt
Organism: Babesia bigemina
Lineage: Eukaryota; Apicomplexa; Aconoidasida; Piroplasmida; Babesiidae
Exons: 1
Coding region: 1-2250 (749 amino acids)
Source: RefSeq, a predicted model, not a curated record